This is a messenger RNA of Penicillium antarcticum, 972 nucleotides long. RefSeq lists its product as uncharacterized. The record is from RefSeq and is a predicted model, not a curated record. The coding region runs from base 1 to 972 and encodes 323 amino acids. NCBI's taxonomy places the organism in Eukaryota, Fungi, Ascomycota, Eurotiomycetes, Eurotiales, Aspergillaceae. The transcript has a single exon.
AUGUCCGUCCCACAGGGCCUCCUAGACGGAAUCUCUGGCGCCCUAGCAAAAGAAGGCAAUAUCCUCCAAAUGAUCCUAAUAACAUUUAUCGGUCUAUCCUGCUACAACGUCGCCGAACUAGUCGUGCUGGUCCCAGCCACCUUCCGCCGCUGGCGCGGUCUGUACUUCUGGUCUCUCCUGGCAUCAGGAUGUAUAGGCGUAGUGCCAUAUUCAAUUGGUUUCCUUAUGAAAUUCUUCACGCAGACCGACUCUGUUCUCUCGGUGACGAUUUUGACAAUCGGGUGGUGGACAAUGGUAACCGGCCAAUCGGUUGUUCUGUAUUCGCGACUGCAUCUCGUUCUCCGAGAUGAACGUAUUCUGCGACGAGUACUCCGACUGAUCAUUGUCAAUUUCUUUCUGCUGCAUAUCCCCACGACGAUCUUGACAUACGGCGCGAAUAUCGUUCAUAGUGGUGAUGUGGCUUGGGUCAAGGGGUACAACAUCAUGGAGAAGAUCCAGUUGACGGGGUUUACAUUGCAAGAGGGUCUCCUGUCGACAUUGUAUGUCAUUGAAACAGUCAAGCUACUACGUCUCGGGGCGGAUAUAUCCGCGCGCCCGGAUUCAAGAACAAUCAUGUACCAUCUCAUCGGGAUAAAUUGCGCAAUCGUGAUCAUGGAUCUCGUCCUGUUGAGUUUGGAGUAUGCCAAUUUGUAUGCUGUGCAGAUCAUCCUGAAGGGUUUUGUAUACUCGCUCAAGUUGAAGCUGGAGUUUGCAGUCUUGGGUCGACUGGUCGAUCUCAUCCAGGGAUCUCGACAUCCGAUUUCUGUGACUAUCGCUGAUACACUGCCUCUUUGCACGAUACAUCCGCCGCUUGAGACGCCGGAGCGAAGUCAGGAUCAGUGUGAGGAGGCUGAACCGAAGGAUUUUUUGGCUGAGUCGCAUGGAGCAAGGAUUGUUCAGAGGCGGGUUUUUGUCGAGGCUCCGAGUGUAUGA